Mastomys coucha (southern multimammate mouse) is the source of this 2750-nucleotide messenger RNA. RefSeq names its product tryptophan hydroxylase 1 (gene Tph1). The coding region runs from base 83 to 1426 and encodes 447 amino acids. Gene Ontology annotation, biological process: serotonin biosynthetic process; aromatic amino acid metabolic process. Gene Ontology annotation, cellular component: neuron projection. Gene Ontology annotation, molecular function: iron ion binding; tryptophan 5-monooxygenase activity. NCBI's taxonomy places the organism in Eukaryota, Metazoa, Chordata, Mammalia, Rodentia, Muridae. The transcript is spliced from 11 exons. The record is from RefSeq and is a predicted model, not a curated record.
UCGGGUGGCCCUUCCCCGAGACCCCGGAUCAGAGGUCUCCCAGCACGGACGGGACCAACCUUCAGUAGGAACCAGAUUCAUCAUGAUUGAAGACAACAAGGAGAACAAAGAGAACAAAGACCAUUCCUCCGAAAGGGGGAGAGUGACUCUCAUCUUUUCCUUGAAGAAUGAAGUCGGAGGACUCAUAAAAGUGCUGAAAAUCUUCCAGGAGAAUCACGUGAACCUGUUACAUAUUGAGUCUCGGAAAUCAAAGCACAGAAAUUCAGAAUUUGAGAUAUUUGUUGACUGCGACAUCAACCGAGAACAGCUGAAUGACAUCUUUCCCCUGCUGAAGUCCCUCACCACUGUCCUCUCUGUGGACUCGCCUGAUCAGCUCACUAUGAAGGAAGAUGUUAUGGAGACUGUCCCUUGGUUUCCAAAGAAGAUUUCUGACCUGGACUUCUGUGCCAACAGAGUGCUGUUGUACGGAUCCGAACUCGACGCGGACCACCCUGGCUUCAAGGACAAUGUCUACCGUAGAAGACGAAAGUAUUUCGCAGAGUUGGCUAUGAACUACAAACAUGGAGACCCCAUUCCCAGGAUUGAAUUCACGGAAGAAGAGAUUAAGACCUGGGGGACCAUCUUCCGAGAGCUAACCAAACUCUACCCAACCCACGCCUGCAGGGAGUACCUCAGAAACCUUCCCUUACUCUCAAAAUACUGUGGCUAUCGGGAAGACAACAUCCCGCAACUGGAAGAUGUCUCCAAUUUUUUAAAAGAACGCACAGGGUUUUCCAUCCGUCCUGUGGCUGGUUACCUCUCACCGAGAGAUUUCCUGUCAGGGUUAGCCUUUCGAGUCUUUCACUGCACUCAGUAUGUGAGACACGGUUCAGAUCCUCUCUAUACUCCAGAGCCAGACACCUGCCAUGAACUCUUAGGCCACGUUCCUCUCUUGGCUGAACCCAGUUUUGCUCAAUUCUCUCAAGAAAUUGGCCUGGCUUCCCUUGGAGCUUCAGAGGAGACUGUUCAAAAACUGGCAACGUGCUACUUUUUCACUGUGGAGUUUGGGCUGUGCAAACAAGAUGGGCAGCUGAGAGUGUUUGGAGCUGGCUUGCUUUCUUCCAUCAGUGAACUCAAACAUGCACUUUCUGGACACGCCAAAGUUAAGCCCUUUGAUCCCAAGGUUGCCUGCAAACAGGAAUGUCUCAUCACAAGCUUCCAGGAUGUCUAUUUUGUAUCUGAGAGCUUUGAAGAUGCAAAGGAGAAGAUGAGAGAAUUUUCCAAGACUGUGAAGCGCCCGUUUGGAGUGAAGUACAGUCCGUACACACAGAGCAUUCAGGUUCUCAGAGAUACCAAGAGCAUAACUAGCGCCAUGAAUGAGUUGCGGUAUGACCUCGAUGUCAUCAGUGAUGCCCUCGCUAGGGUCAGCAGGUGGCCCAGUGUGUGAUGGUUUCCAGUGCAAACCCAGAGAGCCUUUGAGCAUCAGUCCAGAGCCAGGGCCAGUUCUUGCUUCCCCUGAAGACCUGCUUGGGGAGGGACAGCAGCUCCCAGCUUAGCAAUGUCUCUCGCCUCUCUUUGUAUCCAAUCACUCACUGUCUCUGAAAAUACACACCUGGCACUGCUUGUCUUCUACUUCUGUUUUGUCUUCUGGUACCUGCGUAGGGAAAUAUAGUUAACAUGCCACAUAAUGCACAGGACACACAUUUAAAAUAUUUUAUUUCAUUAAAAUAUAAUUGAAUCAUUCUCCCCCUUCCCUUUCUUCCCUCCAAGCCCCUCCCUCUCAAAUUCAUGGCCUUUCUACUGAAUGAUCAUUUUUGAUGGGUGAGUUGUCUGGCGCUGGCCAGAGCUGGACUCAUCUUGAUGCUGUUAUCCCUAGUCCAUCAUUAGCGGAUAGCCAUGAUGAGUGUAUUUGUUACCUAUCACUGACUUUGUGACAGCCCAGGCAUAGUCACACUAGACUUCAAGGAGACUCACUGAAACAGAAGUGCAGAUGGCUUUGCUCUAGAGCAUGGCUAGUAAAGAGCACAGUAAACUGCACUUGAAAAACUGGUUUCAAGUGCAGUGUCAGACAGGGACAUAGACACCACCACGACCAGCCAGGCAUGAGGAUGCCUACAAUUCCAGUGUUUCCUGGCACUUUGUUUUAAGGUGUCACACUAGGACAUAAUGAAAAGGUGUGUGAGUUGGGGGGCAGAGGGUAGGAAAUGGGGAUGGGAAUGGAGAAGGGCCAAGGAGAGCAGUUUGUAUCUGACAUUGUAAUUAUGUGAAGGCUGUAAGGAUUGGAGGACACAUGGUGUCAGCGGUGUAGCAUUGGCAUAAGCAGUUAUAUAAGCUUUUCAUUACUGUAACAAGGUGUCAGAGACAAUUGGUUUAUAAAGAGGAAAGGUUUAUCUUAGAUGCUUUGAUCCAUUAGAAGUUGUUCCUGUGAUUUUAGCCAGUGGUGAAACACGGGAUGAUGGGAGAAUGUGGCAGAGCAAACUUCAUAAAGCUAUAAACUUCAUAAAGGAUGUAAAAGAGGAAGAGUGAAGGAUUUAGAGAAGGAAGAAGGGAGAGAGGGAAAGAGAGGGAGGAGGACACCACACACACACACACACACACACACACACACACACACACACACAAAGGGAGACAGAGAGUCAGAGUCGGAGAGAGAAAGAUCCUACAGUGCAGUUUAAGAGUUUACUACCAGGGUAAGAGAGAGAGGGCGUAGCAGUUAAGAGUACUAGCUGCUCUUCCAGAGGACCCUGGUUUGAUUCCUAACAUCCACACUG